Molecule: messenger RNA, 657 nt
Organism: Paramecium sonneborni
Lineage: Eukaryota; Ciliophora; Oligohymenophorea; Peniculida; Parameciidae
Source: the annotation of a GenBank genome assembly
CUUUGAUGUCAACAAAUAGAAAACUAGAAAAUGAAUACAAUCAUUGUAUUUACAAAAUGAUGUAUACUUUAUCAAAGAGAUGUGUGAAAGCAAUAACUGGAGGUAGAAGUUGAUAAGUAAAUUCUAGAAUCAGUUGAUCAUUAGAAAUUUGCUGCAUUGAUAGGCAAAUAAUUUGGAAUAUUAACUAAAUUAGAGGAAGAGAGAUUUGUUUAGAUUAAAUUUUCAGAUUCUUUAAAAGAAUUAACAGAGUUACUUGGAUUAUAGGGUAUAAAUUUAAAUAUUAUAGAGGAAAAUCAUGUUAUCAUACACAAUAAUUAAUAAAAAUAGAAAGUUCAAAUCCAUUAGUAACCAAAGAGAUUGGAAUUAAGUCGAAAAAAUUUAAAUGUUGUUAAAAAUGUUUCAAAAUCAAUUGAUUAGACAAAUACAAAAUAAAUUGGAGUUUCACGUCCAGAAACAGAACUAAAAGAAUUAAAAGAGAGUAAGGAUAGAGAUAGUUUUAAUGUAAAAGAAAUGAAAGAGAUAAAUUAAAAUAUUCCCAAAAAUUCAUUUUUUAUAUAGAGAAGAUCGAUCUAAUCAGAAAAUGGAGUAUAGAAAACAUUAGAACAGAAAGAGAAAGAAUUUUUAGAAAGAUUCAAAUAGAGAUUAGAUGAUUAAUGA